Messenger RNA from Paramecium pentaurelia, 1836 nucleotides. The record is from the annotation of a GenBank genome assembly. NCBI's taxonomy places the organism in Eukaryota, Ciliophora, Oligohymenophorea, Peniculida, Parameciidae.
AUGGAAUAUGAAUAAUCAGAUUACUAUUUACUAUUGGGAUCAUCAAUUUUUAUAAAUAUUACUUUAAUAGCUAUAACAAUCUUCUUAUGGAAAGUUAUAUGGCUAUAAUAUCCAAUAUUUAUAGAAGAAUUUUAAAUAAAAUCAUUAAGUGAUGCUUAUAACAUAAUUCAAACAGCAAAUACAAAUUUAAUAAUAAAUUAAUGUGGAUUUGAUGGAUUGACUUUAUUAUUAUUUGAAUAAAAAUUAUUUGUUGGUUUAAGUUACUAUACAAUAUUUUAUUAUCUUAUUAUGGGGAUAUGUAAAAUAUCAUGGAACUAUUUAAAUGAUUAUUAAAAAUUAUUUGUCUAAUUGAAUAUUUUACCAAACUAAGAUUUCAUUAUAAGUUCGAUGUUACUUUUAGUAAUAUUUGCAAUUUUAAUAUAAAUAAGAAAAGAACUGCAGAUUAUUUAUAUUCAAAUGUUUACAACAGAUUAAUUUACAAAUUAUACAAUAAGGACUCUCCAUAUAAGGGGAAUGGAUUAUGAUGAUUAUGAUGGUGUGAUGAUGAUGUUAGAAAUAUUAAAAUAUUUAAAUGAUGUUGGUGAUCCUGGAACAAUUAUGGGAAUUUCAAUCAUUCCUGAAUACUCUAAAUUAUUAGAAUUGGAGAAAAAUAGAUGUUUAUUUAAAUAUUAAUUGGGAAUUUUAGAAUUGUAGAAACCAUUAUUUUAUCCUUUACCUAAUUUAUCAUUAAUAGAACAAUAGAUUGAUUAAUAAUUAUAAAAGCCAUUUAAAUUAUCAGGACAUUGUUUUAUAUGUGUUGAUAGAUUGUAAACAUAAUUAAAAUUAUGCAAUUAAAAUGCUUUAACUUAAUAUUAGAUAUAAUUAGCCCCUGAUUUAUAUGAUAUAAAUUGGGUUAAUUUUACUAUAGAAAGUAAUUAAAUUAGAAUUUGGAGGACUAUUAUUCUAAAUUUAUUAAUUAUGACUUUGCUUAUAUUUGUGACAUCACCUUAAGCAUUAUAUUAAUAUUUAUCUAAAUUUCCUGGUUUAGAGUUUCUAUCUUUUAAAUGGACUAUUUUAAUUCCUGAACCUUUUGGAAGAAUAAUUAAAAAUAAUAUUCCUCCAAUAAUUUUAAUUUCGAUCAACUAAAUCAUUUUAUAUUUAUUAGAUGUUAUAAGUAAAAAUAUUAUGAUUAUCUUUUUAGCUUAGGCAGAAAAACAUGAAAGAUGGUCAUAAUAUCAUAUUUCCUUUUUCCAUAAAAUGUUUUUUUAUUUGAUUUUAAAUGUUUUAGUAAUUCCAGCAUUUUUAUUACAAUCAUCAGAGACUUUGUUUAAUAUUACAUAUAAUGGAUUUAACAUUUAAUUAUAGAAAGCAUUUGAUAAUUAAACUAAUUAUGGGGUAAUAAUUUAUGUUAGAAUCUACUUUAGUUAUAUUAUAUAACAUUUUUGUUUUAUUCUGGUACUGGUGCAUUUUUAGUAGAAUUGAUUAGACCAUCUGAACUCUACUUCAAUUAUUUAAGUUCAUAUAUGGCAUAUUAUAUGAGAUUAUAUGAAAAUGAUGCAUAACAUUAUUAGAAGUCAAACGAAUUUAGUGUUUAGUAUGGAUAUAUAUCAGCUUAGAUGCUUCUUAAUUUAACAAUCAUAUGUAUAUUCAAUACAACCUCACCUUUCAUUUUAAUUGCUGGUUUAUGGUAUUUUGGAUUCAGAUUUAUUGGAGAUUUUUUCAUGUUGAUGGUCUCAAAAUAGGAAAUGGUUAGUAAUGGAAAAUAUCUUUACAGCCUCUUAUAAUUAAGUUGUUUUACAUUGGGACUCUGGCUUAUUGUCAAAGUUAUUGGUUGCUAUUUUUAAUCUAAUUAUUUGA